This is a messenger RNA of Glarea lozoyensis ATCC 20868, 2088 nucleotides long. Its product is annotated as ankyrin and HET-containing protein. The record is from RefSeq and is a predicted model, not a curated record. NCBI's taxonomy places the organism in Eukaryota, Fungi, Ascomycota, Leotiomycetes, Helotiales, Helotiaceae. The coding region runs from base 1 to 2088 and encodes 695 amino acids. The transcript is spliced from 2 exons.
AUGAGUUUUCUCGCCUCGAUCGCAGCAGGAAUCGCGGGAAAGGUAGCUCGAGAAUACGUCGACGGGCUAGUGGGAGGAACGGCAGAAGCUCUCGUCGAAAAAGCGAAGACUGAGAUAUUUGGCCGGCCGUCCACCAGCAGGAGCACGACGGGUGUCAAAACCAUCAAAGAUUACGGAAAGGUUCAUGGCCGGACGUUCGUUGAAGGGGAGGGAAGUAGCGCUCGUAGCACUACGCCUGCGUAUCGGCCGCGGCUGAGAUCAGGGUCAAGUAGUAAGAACACGGAGGAAUGCGAGCCUGAAGUUGUGAAAAGUCUCGCGGAUGUAUAUCAAGAGCUUCGAAUUGAAAACCCGGAAGAUCAGAUACGUGUAGUCACUUUGACACCGGGAAGUCUGGACGAUCCGCUAGACUUCCAGAUGAAGUUGGUCAACUACUGGGAGAAAGAUUACAUAGCUCUAUCCUAUCGCUGGUCCACCGACUCUCGCGAGAUCAUCAUCGAUGGCAAAACGGUCAAAAAGCUCGAGUACAAAGAAAUGGUUAUCAACGGCGUAACUGUCAAAAGCGUCUUCACGAACUUACAUUCCGCGCUCCGAUAUAUCCGCGCUCGUCUCACUCGCCCACGAAAUAUCUGGUUCGAUGCGAUAUGUAUCGACCAAACGAGUCCUCUGAAAAUCGGCUCCGAGAAGUAUCAACAGCUGUUGCUCAUGGGCGAGAUAUAUGCUUGCGCAGAGGAGACGGUGAUAUGGCUAGGCCCACCGAGUCCGCAGAGCGACAAUGCACUUUCGCACUUUUCGUCGCUGGAUAGGGUCGAUUUGAAGAGUCUUAUCGAUCGGUACGAGCGAGACGAGAGAUUCUGGCUCGACUUUGGAGAUGGAGUGAUGAAUCGAGAUUGGUUCGGACGGGCGUGGAUGGUUCAGGAACUUGCGUGCUCGAAUGAGGUGGUGUUCAUGUGUGGGUAUCAGCAAAUGGAUCUCCAGCGGUUCUACGAUCUCGUGGAAUUUACUUACUCAAGCGGGCGACCGUUCACAAGGCAAGAAUCUCCUUAUAGUGAAGAGUUCACUUUCCGCUGGCGAUCGUUCUUGGAAAUGUACGUCGCGCGCCGGAUGUGGAAGACCGGAGGCGCGCUUACAAGUAUGGCUUCAUGGCUGCAAAAGUUCCACGCCUGGGGAUGUCAAGAUAAGGAAGACCGGAUUCUGGCGUUCAUCGGGCUGUAUCAUGAUUACCAAGGCGAGCUAUUCGGCGUGGAGUGGAAGGAAAUGUAUACCAGAGUCACAACGGCCGUCUUAGAAGCAGAAGGAUACACGGACUUCCUCGCUCUUGGUCGAGGACCCUAUCGAGAUCCGACGCUUCCAAGCUGGGUCCCUGAUCUGAGUGUGCCCUAUACAUCAGAAGCUCAGGACCCGCCGCUUUGGUGUGGAUGGGGAACCGUGAAGCACGGUAGGAAAUUCAAUAGUAGUGCCGACACGAAGUUCGAUGGUUCUAUUGAUAUCAACACAAAUUUGCUUACCGUCCGCGCGAGACUCGUCGGAGGAAUCACAUCGAUGAGUCGGCCACACGAUACUGGUUACGCAUGCAUUCGCGAAUCCAGGAACCUCGCGCUUCGGGAAAACGUACAUGCAGGGUAUUAUCGCUCUGGCAGUACCGAGACCUGCGUAGAUGCUCUUGGUAGCACGCUGGUCUGGGAUCUCGAUUAUAUGGGUUACCGCUGCGCGGCACAUCGAGGUUUCUUCAUGGAUGAAGACGAUAUUCCAGCUGGGUUUCUUGAGAAUUAUACGGGGGAUGCUACGGGACGGGAAGCUGCGUGGGAGGCACAGGUUCAGGAGUCGAGACUGAAAUAUAGACUUGGGAGAAGGUUUGGGACGGUGCAAUGUCUUGAGCUUUCCCACGUCAUGUAUGCGAUGCUUCCGCCCGAGACCAAAACCGGGGAUGUGGUAUUUGUGUUGACGGGUGCGACUAUUCCAAUGGUGUUCCGACGGAGCGGGAAGGAUUUUACAUUAAUUGGUGGCUGUUAUGUUCACGAGGUCAUGGACGGCGCGGUGUUUGAAGGGAGUACGAGUGUUUGGAAAGAGAGUGAAAUAUCUGUCAGAUGA